Messenger RNA from Lepus europaeus (European hare), 4064 nucleotides. It is a transcript of the gene FIGNL2, whose product is annotated as fidgetin like 2. Gene Ontology annotation, molecular function: ATP hydrolysis activity; ATP binding; microtubule severing ATPase activity. Lineage: Eukaryota; Metazoa; Chordata; Mammalia; Lagomorpha; Leporidae. The record is from RefSeq and is a predicted model, not a curated record.
CCGCAGCAGCCGCAGCAGAAGCGGCUCCAGGAUGGUGAGCGCCGCUGCCCCCCAGCCCUGGCCUGUCGCCCCCGGCCCGCGCCCCCGCCCCGGUCCCUGGGCCGGACGCCCUCCCAGGCCGCGCACGCUCACCUAGGACCCGGCCGGGAUGCCGAGCUCUGUCAAAGAUGCACUGGACACAGGAGCACGCCCAGCCCCUCAACCAGUGGCCAGAGCAGCACCUGGACGUCUCCUCCACCACGCCGUCGCCGGCUCACAAGCUGGAGCUGCCCCCGGGGGGUCGCCAGCGCUGCCACUACGCCUGGGCGCACGACGACAUCUCCGCCCUCACUGCCUCCAACCUUCUCAAACGUUACGCAGAGAAGUAUUCGGGGGUCCUGGACUCGCCCUACGAGCGCCCCCCCCUGGGCGGCUACGGCGACGCCACCUUCCUCAACGGCGCCAAGGCGGACCCCGAGCCCUGGCCGGGGCCCGAGCCGCCCUAUCCUUUGGCCUCGCUCCACGAGGGCCUCCCGGGAACCAAGUCGGGCGGCGCGGGCGGUACCGGGGGCCUCGCGGGUUCCCCGGUUUUAGCGGGGAACUUGCCUGAACCCCUGUACGCCGGCAACGCCUGCGGGGCCACGUCGGCGGCGCCCGAGUACGCGGCCGGCUACGGCGGCGGGUACCUGGCGCCCGGUUACUGCACGCAGACCGGGGCCACGCUGCCCCCGCCGCCCCCGCCGCCCCCGGCCGCGCUGCUGCAGCCCCCGCGCCGCCGCCCCCCGCCGGGGUACGGCCCCUCGGGGCCGCUCUACAACUACCCCGCGGGCGGCUACGCGGCGCAGCCCGGCUACGGCGCCCUCCCGCCGCCCCCGGCCGCGCCGCCGGCCCCCUACCUGACCCCCGGCCUCGCUGCGCCCACGCCCCUGCCCGCGCCCGCGCCGCCUCGGCCGGCGCCCGCUUCCUAUGGCUUCCAGGCGGCUGCUCCCGGCGCAGAGGCCGGAGUGUCGCUGAAGCGCAAGGCUGCCGACGAGGGCGCGGACGGCCGCUACCGCAAAUACGUGUACGAGCCCGCCAAAGCUCCCGCGGCCGACGGCGCCCCCUACCCCGCCGCGGACAACGGCGAAUGUCGGGGCAACGGGUUCCGGGCCAAGCCGCCGGGAGCCGCGGAGGAAGCGUCGGGCAAGUACGGCGGCGGCGUCCCGCUGAAGGUUCUGGGCUCCCCGGCCUACGGCCCCCAGCUCGAGCCCUUCGAUAAGUUUCCAGAGCGGGCCCCGGCGCCGGCUGCCCGCGGCGGCUUCGCGGUGCCGUCGGGGGAGCCUCCCAACGGCGUGGACCAGAGCGCGCUGGAGCUGGUGACGAGCAAGAUGCUGGACUGCGGCCCGCCGGUGCAGUGGGCAGACGUGGCGGGCCAGGGCGCGCUCAAGGCGGCGCUGGAGGAGGAGCUGGUGUGGCCCCUGCUGCGGCCGCCCGCCUACCCGGGCAGCCCGCGCCCGCCGCGGACCGUGCUGCUCUUCGGGCCGCGCGGCGCGGGCAAGGCACUGCUGGGCCGCUGCCUGGCCACGCAGCUGGGCGCCACGCUGCUGCGGCUGCGCGGGGCGGCGCUGACCGCGCCGGGCGCCGCGGAGGGCGCGCGCCUCCUCCAGGCCGCCUUCGCGGCCGCGCGCUGCCGCCCGCCCGCGGUGCUGCUACUCAGCGAGCUGGACGCGCUGCUGGCCGCCCGCGACGACGGCGCGCUGCAGGCGCCGCUGCUGGCCUGCCUGGACGGCGGCUGCGGCGCGGGGGCCGACGGCGUGCUGGUGGUGGGCACCACCGCGCGGCCCGCCGCCCUGGACGAGGCCACCCGCCGGCGCUUCGCGCUCCGCUUCUACGUGGCGCUGCCCGACGGCCCGGCCCGCGGGCAGAUUCUGCGGCGGUCGCUGGCCCAGCAGGGUUGCGCGCUGAGCGAGCGGGAGCUCGCGGCCCUGGUGCAGGGCACGCAGGGCUUCUCCGGGGCCGAGCUGGGGCAGCUGUGCCAGCAGGCGGCGGCCGGAACGGGCCUGGCGGGGCUGCAGCGCCCCCUUUCCUACAAGGACUUGGAGGCGGCGCUAGCCAAGGUGGGCCCCCGGGCCUCCCCGAAGGAACUGGACUCGUUCGUGGAGUGGGACAAGAUGUACGGCUCCGGACACUGAAGGAGCGCGCGGGAGACCGCGGGCGCCGCCACCGCUUGCGGGGAAAGCCGUUGGCCAAAGUGGGCUGGGGAUGGGGGGUGCUUUGCGGGUGGAUUUCAUUUUUGGGGGAAGGAGGACGCUUCUUCCAGGCAGGUCCAGAUGCCAGAUGCGCUGUGUACUCAGGUUUUUUUUUUUUUUUUUUUUCUUUCCUAUUUAUUGUGGAAGGGAGGCUCGCCAUCUCCGCUGGCGAUGGGGCGGACCCGCACGGGGCCGGCACCCCUGCCACAAUUCCUUUUUGCCUCCUGGCCCUCUGAAUGGCACCCUGCACCCCUCCGCUUUCUCUGCAGUCGCUUUGUCGCUGGCCCUGUUUCUCUUGCGCCUUGUUGUCGUUGUCUCUCCCGCGCCUCUGCCGCUGUCCCUGGCCCCCUGGUUCUGACUCAGUGUCCCUGAGCCGGGAGAUCCAGAGGCCCCGGGACUGGGGAGGGAGGGGAGGGCGGGAAACUUCCCUCCCACCUCCUUAUCUCUCACUCAGCCGGGAUGAAAAAAAACAAAAACACACCCAAAGCCCAAAGAAGUUUUUUUUUGUUUGUUUGUUUUGUUUUGUUUUGAGGAGAAAUCCCAGAGAUGUAGCUUCUUUAUUUUAGGCCUCUUAAUUUUUGUAAGAUGUGUAGCGUUUGCUGUUUUUCUUUUGACAACUCAGGAAGAAACUGACCUCAGAAAGAAUGUUGGACUUUGGCUGCUGGUAGCCGGCUUGGGGCAGGGGCAGGGGCGGGGCAAAACCCGGAGCUCUUCCGGGGCAGAGACAGAAUGUAUUCCUCAGGGCUUCCUCCCCAAGUCCCCACGGGCGGUAGGCAGGGGUGUGUGUGUGGGGGGGGCUGCCGGGUGGUCUUCAGAGGGGGUGGGGCUUGCUCCCUGCCUACUGCUCCCCCCACCCCUUGCCGCAGCCUAGUAUCUCCUGGGAAAGGGUUAAUCCAGAGUUGGGAUGCCCCUUGUCCAUGGCCUGCUCCUGGCCCAGCAAGUGGGCUAAGAGGGCCCCAAUGGCCAAGGGGAUGAAGGCAAAAAGUCCCCAGAGAGGCCAUCUCACCCGGGGGCCCUGCCUAAGCAGAGGGCCUCCAGUCACCUGAGCUAGGAGGAUCCCCUGGGCAGGGAAGACUGCCAGCCCUCAGCUGCCUUCCCUGUGUGUGUGUGUGGGGGGGCUUGUGCAACCCUCACUGGGCCCCUCAGAGCCCCAGCUCUGAGAUGCAGGUGAGGCAAGAGACGGGCACCGUGCAGGAUUCAGCCGCGGUCCCGCCCACACUUCCCCCAGGCCUGGAGCCCUUUUCUCUGAGAGCCCUAGCCCUCUCCUUCCCCGUGCCACCUGGGCAGGCACCCCUACUCUGUUUCACACCUCUGAGCUUUGGUCCAAGGGGGCGCCUCCUCUUCCCUCCCCCAGCCCAGCCUCUCUCCCUUGCCCCUGACUGCCCAUGGAGCUCCUACAGAGUCUACCGCCUCCCCCUCCUGGCAGGGAGGGUGUCCCUGGGGGACAUUCCAGGUGCCAAGGUGCUGAGGGCCCAUGCUGGCCCGGGAGCGCUGUCAGGAAAGCUGCUUGCUUUUCCCUCUUGGUCUCUUCCAAACCCUCUCUCUCCCGGGAGUCAGCCGGGUGCAGAGGGAGCGUGCGGUGAGCGAGGGGUUCUCUCUCAGGUGUGUGUGCGCGCGCGCGUGCGCUCUCGCGCAGGGGGCGGGUGGGCGGAGCCAGUCAAGAAGAAGGGUUGGGAUCCGUGUCUUCUAGAGGCAGACAGCUCCGGGGGUAGACAGGGGCUCACUGACCAAGACCCAGGCUGCUCUCCCGGGCUCUUCCUGUUCCCCAGGCCUGGGGGACUUUGCACAAGGAGACAGCCCCCAGGCUACCGGUACCUACCUCCUAGACACCAAGGUAGUAGGGAAAGGGCAGGUUCA